Molecule: messenger RNA, 4945 nt
Organism: Cydia fagiglandana
Lineage: Eukaryota; Metazoa; Arthropoda; Insecta; Lepidoptera; Tortricidae
Gene: Ino80
Product: chromatin-remodeling ATPase INO80
Exons: 29
Coding region: 211-4554 (1447 amino acids)
Biological process (GO): DNA repair; chromatin remodeling
Cellular component (GO): Ino80 complex
Molecular function (GO): ATP hydrolysis activity; histone binding; ATP binding
Source: RefSeq, a predicted model, not a curated record
GUUUUGUUGUCAAUCUCGUCAACUAUGGCGGGCUUGUGUUUUUUCAAGCUCAAAUACGAAAUGAGUAGUUAUGUGCGCCGCUCGGGCGGCGACAUUGACAGCGAUUUGUCGAAUAUUCUCGUUCGCCAUUUUGUGAAUGCUAUGGAAUUUUGUGUUAAGUAAUCAACGUGAAGUCAUCUUGGAGGUAUCCAAAAUAGGUGUUUGGCAGGUAUGACUGAAAAUUGCGUUGUGGGUAAGCCGUCUCUGAAGCGGCAUGAAGUCGCGAGGCCUGUACACGUCCAGAGGCUGGAAGCUGCCCUGGAAAUCCGCCCUUUUGUGAACCAGGUGGAACAGAUCCUCAACUCCGAAGGCGGAAGUGACAGUGACGAUGAUUCCGAUGGCAAAUCCAUGGGCAAUGAGAUGUCCAAAGGAGAUAGGGUAGUACAUGGUGUUGUCACUACUAAACAAGAACGCCAUAGUGACCGCCUUCGCCUAUACAACCUCACAUCUGUGGGUGAAGAGAGAGAAUGGCUCCGGAAUGUCUUGCUGUCCUCUGAGUCCGACACCAGUAGUGGUGAGGACACGCCUGCAGGCAAAGAACAGAGGAUAAAAAGAUUGCUUAAAGAGAGACUGUAUCAUAACAAAUAUGCUAAGGAUUAUUAUAAGGAUCAAGGGAACUCUCGCUACAUGUAUUAUGGCGCGGGGCUCCUAUCAACGGUGGACCGGUACCCAGAGCGGCGCAUCAGUCGGCCGCCGCCGCCGGCCGCACGCGGACGCCGCGGGCGGCCCGGCGAGCGCGGCCGUGGCACAAAACAGAAGAGUAGGCGCGGCCGGGGCAGGGAGGGUCGGGGUGAAGCUGGUGAUAUGCCUGAUGAUGUGGAUUGGGAAGAUCAACUAAGAAAUAUUAAGGAGGAGAAAGAUGACGAAUUUACCAUUGUAGAUAAACCAGGAGUGAGAGGUCGCAAAAAGCUGUCCACCCUCAAAACGCCAGAAGCGCUGACCGCGCGCCGCCGCCGCCACUGGCAGCUGCUCGUCAAGAAAGAACUGGGAAAAGUGCAAAGGGCUAGAACGGCCACGCACAGGGAGGUCAUGCUGCAGCGGAAGAGGCUGGCUACUCUGUGCUGUAAACAUUGGAGGCAUGUUGCUAUGCAGUCCCAGAAGAACAUGAAAGAGACAGUGUGGCGGUGCAAGCGGCUCAGCCGAGAAAUGCAGGCGUAUUGGAGGAGAUAUGACCGCGCUGAAAGAGAAACGAGACGACGAAUGGAGAGGGAGGCGGAGGAACAGAGAAAGAUGGACGUGGAACUAAUGGAAGCCAAGCGGCAACGUCGCAAGCUGAACUUCCUCAUAACGCAGACGGAGUUGUAUGCCCACUUCAUGCAGAAGAAGUUGAACGCUCCCACGGACGACGGCGACGGAGCCGACAGGAUACUGCGGCAGCUUGACGAGGACAGAGACCCUAGGCUGGCGGCUAUUGAUAGUUAUGACAGCGAAGCGAUGAAAGCGCGCGCGUCACGCAACGCGCGGGAAGCGUUCCGCACGGAGCGCGCGCGCACGUGGCAGUUCGACGCCGCCGCCGCGCCCGCGCCGCCGCCCGAGGCCCGCGGCGACCACGCGCAGCCCGACAUCUUCCAAGGCACGCUCAAGGGCUACCAGCUGAAGGGGAUGAAUUGGCUGGCCAAUCUUUACGACCAGGGUAUCAGCGGCAUCCUGGCCGACGAGAUGGGUCUCGGGAAGACCGUACAGUGCAUAGCGUUCCUCUGCCACGUGGCCGAACGGCUCGGCGUGUGGGGCCCUUUCCUAGUGGUCUCACCAGCGUCCACAUUACACAACUGGCAACAGGAGUUGCAGAGAUUCGUACCUGAUUUUAAAGUUGUACCAUAUUGGGGCAGCCCCAACGAACGCAAGAUACUCCGGCAAUUUUGGGAGCGCAAAGACCUUCACACGCGCCAGGCCGCGUUUCAUGUGGUCGUGACGUCAUACCAGAUCGUUGUCAGCGACCUCAAGUACCUGAAUAGAGUCUCGUGGCAGUAUAUGAUAUUGGACGAGGCUCAAGCUAUAAAGAGCUCUGCUAGUAUGAGAUGGAAACUACUGCUUGGGUUCAGCUGUAGAAACAGACUGUUGCUGUCAGGUACUCCAAUACAGAACAGCAUGGCGGAGCUAUGGGCGCUCUUGCACUUCAUAAUGCCGACACUGUUCGACUCGCACGAAGAGUUCAACGAGUGGUUUUCGAAAGACAUCGAAAGCCACGCCGAGAAUAAGAGCACCAUUGAUGAAAAGCAUUUAUCUCGGCUCCACAUGAUCCUGAAGCCUUUCAUGCUGCGAAGAAUCAAGAAGGACGUGGAGAACGAACUGUCAGACAAGAUCGAGAUAAUGGUGCACUGUCCGCUCACCAUCAGACAAAAACUCUUGUACAUAGCACUGAAAAAGAAGAUCAAAAUCGAAGAGUUGCUGCAUUUCACUGUCGGGUCGGAAUCGGGCCACAACGUCGACAAGAACUUCACAUCCAACCUUAUGAACUUGGUCAUGCAAUUUAGAAAGGUAUGUAACCACCCCGAGCUCUUCGAACGUCGCGACGUCCGCUCUCCCUUCGCAAUGCAAGUCGACGACUACCACUUACCGAAACUAGUCGCCGAAGAAGCUAUCCUGUUACGCAGCAUACCGUCCAAACGGCACUUGCUGUAUAACAAGCUGAAUAUACUGACGCCUGAGUAUGUACACAGAAGUCUGAGUGAAGAGAAUGGAAUGUUCAACUUUAUGAGGUUUAUUGACCUCUCGCCGAUGGAGUUGUAUAAAGUGACGCUGUGUGGAUGGUUUUACGCCAUGGAGCAUAUAAAACAAUGUCUAGAAAAAUACGAAAGGCUUCGGCAUCGGCACUUCUGGUGGCAACAGCACUCAAAUUCAGAAGUAAAAGACGAGGUGGCCGAAGAGACUGUAGAGUCAGAGCCAGAUUACUACGACGUUGUCAGUAGUAAGGAUAGAUUGCUGCUGUGUCCGGAUGGCGAUGUGUUGAGGCAGAGGAAAACAGAUAGUUUGACGUGGAGGGACCUACUGUUUACUGACCCGCUGUGGACUCAAGGUGGGCCAUUCUACACACACACAGAACACAGUAUUCACUACAUGUCGGAGACUAUAGAACACAGAAACAUGAGGACUAGAAAUCUCAAAAGUCAUGAUGAUCAGUCGGAUAUGUUGCGUGAGAUAAAGACGGAAGAGGGAGGUGUGAUGUCGGUGCCAAGCGCAGAAGUCGCGGAAUUCGCCCACGUGGAGAAGCCGCCUAAAGUGUAUCAAGAUGUGCCAACGGGUUUACCAGCUUUCUUAUGUACUGCCCAACCUAAGGUAUGCGUGUGCCCGCUGCAGCCGUUCGCGUCGUCGCGGCAGUUCGCGUACCACCUGACGCGGCACGCGCACGCGGAGAGCGGCGCCGGCUCGCACGCGCUCGCGCGGCUCGUGGCCGCCGCGCGCCCGCCGCAAGGCUGGGCGCCGCUGCAAGUGCCAGAUAAGAAUCAGUUAGUGAGCGACGCGGGUAAGCUCACAGUUCUGGACUCACUGUUAAAGCGGCUCAAGGAAAGAGGACAUCGUGUUCUCAUAUACAGCCAGAUGACCAAAAUGAUUGAUCUCUUAGAGGAAUACAUGUGGCACAGAAAACACAAAUACAUGCGGUUAGACGGUUCCAGCAAGAUAUCGGCGCGGCGCGACAUGGUGGCUGACUUCCAGGCACGAACCGAUAUAUUUGUGUUCCUUCUGUCCACGAGAGCCGGCGGCCUGGGUAUCAACCUCACCGCUGCAGAUACUGUGAUAUUCUAUGAUUCCGACUGGAACCCCACCGUGGACCAGCAGGCCAUGGACCGCGCCCACCGACUCGGGCAGACCAAGCAGGUCACCGUCUACCGGCUUAUCUGUAAGGGCACCAUCGAAGAGAGGAUUAUGCAGAGGGCCAGGGAAAAGAGUGAGAUCCAAAGGAUGGUGAUAAGCGGCGGCAACUUUAAGCCCGACACGCUGAAGCCAAAGGAGGUCGUCUCGUUAUUAUUGGACGACGAAGAAAUAGAACUAAAAUACCGCCAAAAAUCAGAAGAAAAGAAACAAGAGGAAAGGGAAAGAAAAAGAAAGUCAGCGGCGCUGCCCCCUCAACCCGCUGCCGUCGAAGUGAAGCGUGGCCGUGACUCGUGCUCGGAGCCCGGCAGUCCGCUCCUCGUGGACGAUGAGCCACGCGACGCGCAUCUCACCCCACCGCACACGCCUUUCUCCCCCGUGGGCCGAGCGUCAUCGUGGUCGGCGACGCGCUCGACGCGCGGUGCGAGGCGGGGCCGACCGCGCGGCGCGCGACACGCGUCGCGUCGCGAGCGACCCCUCCCUGCCGACACCGCGGGCACUUCUGCGGACGCUGUUGCCGGUGCCGCAAUGUUGGAGUCGGAAGCGCCGCUGGAGCCGUGCGUGCCGGCGGUGCGCGCGCGGCGCGGGCCGGGGCGGCCGCGGCUGCGCGGCGGCCCCCCGCGCGGCCCGGCGCGCCGCCCCCGCCGCGCGCCCGAGCCGCUGCUAGUGCCGCUCGCGCCGCCGCCGCCGCCCUACCACUCCUAGCAGGGACGAGAGAUGCCAUACACCCCCAAUUGUGUUCGACGCUGAGCCCCACCUAGUGCAAUUUAAUUAAAUGAAUGAACUAAACCCUAAAAUAAAUACUGCUCAUGUUAAAUUUAAAUCAGCUUUGUACAAACGCUUUUAUUUGUUCUCCGUUAUUGUUAUUUUAAAAGCAUGUUUUACUUUAAUUUUACACAGAAUAUCAAUUUUUUAUUUAAAAAGAACAUGAUUGAUUUAAACGUUAUUUAAUGAAAUAUGGACAAUCAGCAUAUUUAUGUGUAAUUAACUUGUUGUGGUUUUAAUAUUAAUUUAAAUAGUCGCGUUUGGCGUGACGCCGUUGUAUUAUAGGAGGAAAUGGAUGUUUUGCAAUAAAUGUGAAAGUUGUGAAACUAAA